UUAUGAAGCCAAAGUACCGUCCCGAGGCUGUUCGGCUCUGUCUUCUUCUGAUUCCCAAAUAAAAACACUGAGAAACGCGGAGAAAAACGCAAGGACGGCGGGAUUUGAGUCUCGGGCUGAGUAAUGAAAGAUAAACAAGCGCUGCCUUCAUGCUCACUUUCAACAAAAAAGGAGUUAUGGAUAUAUGCGACGGCAAGAGGAGGCGAAAGGUAAGCGGCACGGCGCGGGGCUGCAGGCGCGCUGUGGCCGACAGGAUGAAGCGCGACGCAGGGAAAGUGCUCCGCUCCCUCACGGUGGACAACAACCUCCCGAAGCCCAUGGAGGAGAGCUACGACGACGAUGACGACUGCUUCUCCAUCGGCUUCCUGAAUAACGAGCGCCUGGAACCCCCCCUGCCCAGCCCUAGAUACAGCCUGCUCCGGGAGGUAGGUCGGGGCAGUUACGGGGUCGUGUACGAAGCCAUAGCGCGUAAAACGGGCUCCAGAGUGGCCGUGAAGAGACUCCAGUGUGACGCUCCGGAGAACGUGGAGCUGGCUCUGGCCGAGUUCUGGGCCCUGACCAGUCUGGAGAAUCGACACCAGAACGUGGUCCAGCUGGAGGAGUGCGUCCUGCAGCGGAACGGCCUGGCGCAAAAGAUGAGCCACGGCAACAAGAGGUCCAGACAGUACCUGCGCCUGGUGGAGACCUCGCUCAAAGGUGAGCGCAUCCUGGGCUGCCCAGCUGAACCCUGCUACCUGUGGUUCGUCAUGGAGUUCUGUGAGGGCGGAGACCUGAACCAGUACAUCCUGUCCCGCCGGCCCGACCCACACACCAACCGCAGCUUCAUGAGGCAGCUGACCAGCGCCGUGGCCUUCCUGCACAAGAACAACAUUGUGCACCGUGACCUCAAGCCCGACAACAUCCUCAUCUCUCAGAAAACUGGCGCGCCAGUACUCAAGGUGGCGGAUUUUGGUCUGAGCAAAGUGUGCGCCGCACUCAACUGUAAAAACGAGGAGUUCUGUGAGGCCGGAGUGAAAGAUGCCAACCAGAACAACAUCAACAAAUUUUGGCUGUCGUCUGCCUGUGGCUCUGACUUCUACAUGGCGCCCGAGGUGUGGGAGGGCCACUACACAGCUAAAGCAGACAUCUUUGCUCUGGGCAUCAUCAUCUGGGCCAUGUUGGAGCGCAUCACCUUCAUCGACGCAGAGUCCAAGCGGGAGCUCUUGGGCACAUAUAUCCGCCAGGGUUCGGAGAUCGUGCCGGUGGGCGAGGCUCUGCUGGAGAACCCUAAGAUGGUCCUGCACAUUCCUCAGAAGGCCCGCAGCUCCAUGUCUGAGGGCGUCAAGAAGCUUCUCCAUGACAUGCUGGCCGUCAACCCCCAGGACCGGCCCGACGCCUGUCAGCUGGAAGUGCGCAUGGACCAGGUGACUUGUGCGGCCUGAGGCCCCACCAGAGCUCACACCUCAGAGCGCACCAGCUCUGCUUACUCCGGGCUCCAGCUGAAGUGGACAGUAUAGAAGACAUUGGACAGUGAACCAUGUGGACAGUGGAUGCAGUAAAGACCAGUUCAGGCUCCUAAUGUCCUCCUGACCUGUCCCCUCUCCUCGGUGGACUCUGUAUGCUAGUUAAAGGGAUGACAUAGCCCUGCCCACAGUGCCUUCUUCACUGCUUCCUCAAGUGCGAUUGGCAGGGUGAUGUGGUGACCAGUACUAAGUACUAACUGACCAGGGCCUCAUCUAAUGUACCCUGUUAAAAGUCAGUAAAACUGCACUGUGGAACUUUUCUGGCAGCGCAUUCGCAACCUGCCUAUUUCCAUAGAGAUGUUGUAGCUUUACCUGCACUCAGUCGACUGUAUUUCAGACUCAAAUAGGUCCAUAUACAGCAGAAAAAAACUGAAAGACAAAACAUAAUGUUCUGCAGCAUGGAAUUAAACUUUUAUUUUAAACUGGCAUUUAUUAAUUUAUAGAUGUUUAUUAUUGAUUUACCUGUAACUUGGCUUGGUGGCAUUGUCACCUUGUUCUAAUGCCAUACUGUAGACAGAACAAAGCAAAACAAUAACAUCUCCAUGGAGACAAGCUGAAAAGUUGCGUAGUGCACCUUCAAAUUUUUCUAACCCUCUACUUAUUUUGUGUGCAAUAAUGAAUAGUGCUAAAUUGGAAACACAAUGCACCUAAAGGCAGUCUGAUUGAACCAAAUGAUGAGAUGACUGCUGUUAUCAGAGUUCCCACUGAACCCAAAGAAACGAUUGGACAAAUCAGCUGUGCAGAGAAUGUGCUGUACAAGAGAGGUGGGCGAUACAUACAAACAGGUAAUAUCCACACUGGUAUUUAUGAAGUAGCAUUACCAUUAUACUAAAAUACCAAACUCAAUUCCAACACUAAGGAAACAGCUCUAUACUCAAUACCACAUUAACAGCAUAGUAAAAACACUCGAUGGACUGGAAUGUCAAUUUCAACUCAAAAUAACAAUAUUCUAUUUAAAAUUAAUGUGGUCUACGAGUUUUAAUAUAAAACAAGACCUUUCUAAAACUGUUCAGGAAAGGUCACAUUUUGUCCUAUUAUAUGAUUUUAAUACUUCAGAUGAAUACUAGGUUUUGAUACUAGUUUUAGUAUUGAUCAUCUUAUCAGUUUUAUCAUAAUCACAUUUUGGGGGCUAUAAGGAAAAUGUCAAAAUUCUGCAAAAACAACAAAAACUUGAUCUUAAAGUGGACCUAUUAUGCAAAAUUGAGCUUUUAAUCAUCUUAAAAUUGUUUCCCGUCUCAUUUACUCUGUUGAAGUUGUCUUUUGUAGAGUGAUUCAUGCAUGUAUGAGUAAUCUUUAUUCUACUGUAGACAUUAUUGCUCCGAUCUAUCCCAUUUUCACCACCACAGGUACAUGCCCACUGCUCUGUACUCACUUCAUACUUUAAAUUGUACUGUCUUAAUCUGUGAUCUAUAGGAUUUGGUAGUGUCACAUAGCCAUUUUGGUACAGAUUGAAAAAAAAAUCUGCUACUCAUUAAUGUGAUGUGCAGCUAUCCAUAGGAGGGGUCGACAGCAUGCGACGCUUUGUUGUGAUAGUGUAGUUUUCAAACACAGAAGUCAGCAGACGUCUUUCUUUUAUGAAGUCAUUUUAGAUGAAUAUUGCGAUUUAAAAUGUCCUAAUUAUCACAUAAUGAUCCACGGGUGUCCUAGAUUAUAACCAUAUAGCAGAAGCACAAUAGGUCUUCUUUAAAAACAAGGGUAUAAAGUGUUGUUUCUGAGUCCAUCACCUUUGGAUAAUACUUGAAUCUAAACCAUGAGCAUAUUUCACAUGGAUUGCAAAAAUAUCAUGUGAUUGUCAUCAGUAGGUUCUAAAAAAAUACUCACUUUUUGGUCAUUAUCGCCCACCCCUCCAUGCAAUACAAUCAGUGGUGUGUAUAGUAGCCUCACAUCUGUCCAUAGAAGGGGACUGCUCUUGUAAAGAUUGUACUGUCAGUGUCCCGUGUGGCUAACACAUUGAUAUUGUUAAGGGAUCUUUCACAUUGUUUAGUCUUAACAUUUUAUACAAACCUCUUCAGUAUUCAAGACUUUGGGGAAUCUUACAGGAAAUUAAAAAGGCAGCCAUCUGGAAGUCCUGCCCCACAGCUGUGUCAGGAUGCCCCAGUGUGGGCCUCCUCAACUGGGCCAUGGUGGAGUCUGUAAAGGGCCACAGCUGGAGCUAAUGUGGGCCCUGCUUCAGUAAACUCAGGACCAGAGCCUCCUCAGCACACUGCCCUCCUCCUCACUGCAAAACAUCCAUAUCGGCAUGUGGUAGAAUGAUUUGUAUGUAGAAAUGUACUCUAGUUUGAAAUUUAAGCCUAAAAAUCAGAAUACAUUUGCAAUAGGACAAACUAGAUUAUUAACUUUUUACAUAACGUUUUGGCUGUUUUUUGACCAAAUUAAAAUUGUGUUGUCACAACACUAAAAUGUAAUUUCAACAGUGGUAGUGUUUUCUUUCAUAUUUCAUAUAGUUGUGAUCUAGCUCAAGAUCAUUCUAAAACAAUUAAGAAUAGCUCCAACUUUGACUAUUAAUGUUUUUGUCACAGUAUCGAUACUUGUUCAAAUUCAGUAUCAAAACUAGUUUUAGCAUUGAUUACUUUCUGGAUAUAGAUUUUUUUAAUGACCUUAGACUGAAAUAUGAAAAGUAGUGUAUGAAUUUCAUCUCAAUGACAUGUUCAUCUUUGCUAUUUGAAUAUCCAGUAAGUAAAUUAAGCUAAACAAAUCAAAACUACUUAAAUGAUUCAAAAUUCACAUCAUUUUACCUCAUGUCCAUAUUCUUUUUUGCACUGCAUGAUUCCCAGAGCAGCACGGCACGCUCCUCCACCUCUAGGCCUAUAGGCUAGCACUAGCGCUAUAACUGAUGAAAUGAAGUCUGACAGUUAAUGUACUAUGAACUGUUUAACUCUUUAUACCCUACCUGUACUCGGCUGGUGGGAUCUGUGCCGUGCCAUGCUCUGGUGGAGGGUUGGUUUGCUUUGGGGUGCUGCUACCUCACCCUCACUUUUCCUACAGCCUGACCACUCCAGAGGGCACAGGCCUGAUGUUCACGUCACAUUAAAGUACACUAGAGUAGUCUAAGGCUACACUGUUUACAUGUGCUUAUCCUCAGAGGUGGGUAGAGUACUAGGAGUUGUAUUUAAGAAAGACUAAAGUUACUUAAAAAUUAUAUUACUCAAGUACAAAGUGGAAAUUACUCAAGCAAGAGUGAAAAAGUUUUUGGAGAAUUACUGUUCAAGUAAGAGUAACUGUCUGAAAACCUGAUUUAAAAUCUGAAGUUAAUGUAAUUUGAAGGACAAAACUUUCAAUAAUGCACAAAAUCUGGUAUUUUCAAAUGACUAAAUCAUAUCUGAAGGAGCAGUGCAAGAAAUGCAAAUGAUCAAAUUGUUUCAUAUUGUCAACAUAAAGCUUCUGUCAUCUGAGGCUGAGGUUUGAGUUACUCAAGUAAGAGUACUGUUACACUCUACAGUCUAUUACGCAAGUAGGAGUAAAAGUGUUAUGCUUUGAAACUGCUACAGUAAGUACAAUAUUAUUAAAUAGUUACGCCAAUGAAUGUACGUGAGUAAAUGUAACUACUAAAUGUACUGCCCACCUCGGCCCAUACUGUCAGAUCCAGCUCCAAGAACACACUCCUCUUAUGUUACCUUCAGGUACUGUCAGUGAAAACCUAUGUAUUGACACAUAAACUUGAAGGCAGCAUACAUCUUCCAUAUUCACUGUAACUGACACUAACAACCUACUUUUACACAGCGGGAGUAGUAUUUAUUCUCCAAAUAUCACUGUAGUCAUUCCACCCUCACUACUGUAACUGCAGACCUCCAGAGCUGCCUCUCCUCAGCACAGAGGCAUACCCAGCCCACAGGUGCACGAGCUGGAGUCGACACGGACACGGUGAGCCCCUGUCUGACCACAAAGCACCACAACUGUUACAGACCUCAGCACCUGCUCGGUGGAGGUCAGGCUGCGCUUGUGAUCAGGUCCACAGUGCCCCUGACUCCGCCCUCACAACAGCCACACUGCCCCCCCACCCCCACCACCCUCACCCCAUUCUCCUUCAAUUGCAGUUUUUUAUGGGACUUUUGUACAGAAUGUGUAUGUACAGAAUUAUAUGUUUCACCUGUGAAUGGUUUUUGUUAUGAGCCAAUAGACGUUUGACAUGUCGAUGCUGUAAAUAUGUUUGACUUUUCUUGAAAUAAAUAAAAUACACCAG
Molecule: messenger RNA, 5682 nt
Organism: Periophthalmus magnuspinnatus
Lineage: Eukaryota; Metazoa; Chordata; Actinopteri; Gobiiformes; Gobiidae
Gene: stk35
Product: serine/threonine kinase 35
Exons: 3
Coding region: 150-1421 (423 amino acids)
Biological process (GO): axon extension; autophagosome organization; autophagy
Cellular component (GO): cytoplasm; autophagosome
Molecular function (GO): protein serine/threonine kinase activity; ATP binding
Source: RefSeq, a predicted model, not a curated record